Molecule: messenger RNA, 538 nt
Organism: Epinephelus lanceolatus (giant grouper)
Lineage: Eukaryota; Metazoa; Chordata; Actinopteri; Perciformes; Serranidae
Product: cytochrome c oxidase subunit 7A2, mitochondrial-like
Biological process (GO): mitochondrial respirasome assembly; regulation of oxidative phosphorylation; mitochondrial electron transport, cytochrome c to oxygen
Cellular component (GO): respiratory chain complex IV
Source: RefSeq, a predicted model, not a curated record
CUACCGCCAAGGGAUUGUGGGUAGUCAGACUGUCAGUGUCCGUCCUUGUGCAGUGCCUUUACCUUAUAGCUAGACAUAACAGAAGUUUGCCAACAUGUACAGACAACUUAUGGGACUUCGGCAGCUUUCCAGGCGAACCAUCACCAGCAGUACACGCAGACAGAUCGCUAACUCUGUCAAGGAAAAGCAAAAAAUGUUCCAAGAGGAUAACGGUAUGCCUAUCCAUCUGAAGGGUGGGUCGAAGGACGCUGUGCUCUACAGAGCCACAAUGACUCUCACUGUGUUUGGGAGUGGAUAUGUCGUUUACGAGCUUCUAACUGCUGCAAUGCCCAAGAAGCCACAGUGACACGGGAUGGGGUGUAUUUAUUUGACGGCACAAUCAUGCAGAUGCUGUAUGUAACUUAUCAACUCCGUGUUGCUCAGAUUUGUAAUCUGGGAAAUUAUUUGUCCUAUCAAUAGUAUGUUUUAUUUUUGAAAUAUUUAUUGAUUGUACAAAUGAUGAGCUGCAAAUAAUAAUAAAAAUGUAUAUCUUGUGAAA